AUGCUCUCCAUUUGCGGCCGCGGCGGUGGAGCCGUGGCAGCCGGGGAGGAACAGCGCGCGCCCUACCCGCGGCCGCAGCAGCAGCUCGGCGCGGCGAUCGAUGCCCUGAUACUGAACCAGCUCCAAGUUGAUGAACGCACGCGGCUCGACAUCACUCAACAGAGUUACAACGCAGGGGAUUUCAGAGCGGCACUUGAACACAGCAAUGCCAUUUACAGGGAGAACCUCCUGCUGCUUGGCGCCGUUUAUUUCCAGCUACGGGAGUUUGACAUGUGCAUCGCGAAGAACGAGGAGGCUGUUGCAAUCCAGCCCAAUUUUCCGGAGUGCUUCAACAACAUGGCGAAUGCAUGGAGGGAGAAAGGCGAUAUAGAUCGUGCCAUCCAGUGCUAUGAACAUGCAAUUCAGGUGAGUGUACUAUCUGAAGACAAACCGUGCUUCGACCCACCUUUGCUGACGCAUUCUCAAACUAACUUAGCGAUUGCUUAUACUCGAAAAGGAAAUCUCAUCAAGGCAAGCACGUGUUGUCAUCAGGCGCUUGCACUGAAUCCUCGUUUGGUUGAUGCCUAUUGCAACCUCGGUGACGUGUUGAAAGCACAAGGAUCAUACAGAGAUGCAUACAAUUUGGAGGCUGUAAGCAUAUUGCCUAGUUGUGCAAGUGCAUGGUGCAAUAUUGCUGGACUUUUCAUGCAAUGGGGAGAUUUCAAUAAGGCAGCUUUCUACUAUAAGGAAGCAAUUAAAUUCAAGCCGUCAUUUUAUGAUGCCCGUUUGAGCUUGGGCAAUCUUUACAAGGCUGUCGGAAUGUGUCAGGAUGCAAUUAUAUGCUACCAGAAUGCAGCACAGGCAUGGCCACAAAAUGCAGUAGCUUAUGGUAGUCUUGGCGACGCCUACUAUGAACAAGGCCAACUGGAUCUUGCUAUUUUAAGCUACAGGCAUGCCACUAAUUGCAACCCAUCUUAUGUUGAAGCAUACAAUAAUCUGGGAAAUGCUUUAAAAGGAUCUGGAAAAUGCGACGAAGCAAUCUGUUGCUACCAGACAUGCCUUGCUCUUCAACCUAAUCAUCCUCAAGCUCUGACAAACCUUGGCAAUGUUUAUAUGGAGAGGAGCAUGCUGGACAUAGCUGCUUCACAUUUCAUGGCAGCAGUUGCAGUUACUACUGGAUUAUCUGCACCUUACAACAAUUUAGCAGUGAUUUAUAAACAGCAGGGAAGCUAUGAUAAUGCCAUAGCAUGUUAUAAUGAAGUGCUCCGUGUUGAUCCUUUGGCUGCGGACGGUCUCGUUCAUAGAGGGAAUACAUUGAAAGAAGCAGGCAGGGUCAGUGAAGCAAUUCAAAACUAUUUGCAGGCUGUUGCUAUUAGACCAACUAUGGCUGAAGCUCAUGCAAACUUGGCUUACGCAUACAAAGACACGGGCCUACUGGAGUCGGCAAUUGUUAGUUACAAGCAGACCUUGCAAUUACGCCCAGAUUUUCCAGAAGUUACCUGUAAUCUCUUGCACACUCUACAGUGCGUAUGUGAUUGGGAUGACAGAGAAGAGAAGUUCAUCAAGAUGUCCCUUCUCCCAAGUGUGCAACCAUUCCAUGCUAUGGCAUUACCGAUUGAUCCAACUCUUGUGCUGGAAAUCAGUAAAAAAUAUGCAGAUCAUUACUCUUCGGUUGCAUUGCGUUUUGGUCUUCCUGCGUUCACACACCCCUCUCAUACUCCUAUAAAGGCUGAUAGAACUUCUCGGCUUAGGAUUGGAUAUGUGAGUAGUGACUUCGGCAAUCAUCCUUUGUCUCAUCUCAUGGGAUCUGUAUUUGGAAUGCACAACAAAGACAUCGUAGAGGUUUUCUGUUAUGCACUGAGCCGAGAUGAUGGUACUGAAUGGAGGCAACGUAUUAAGGAUGAAGCAGAGCAUUUCACUGAUGUGUCAGCAAUGCCAUCUGAUAUGAUUGAUAAAGUUAUCAAUGAAGAUAAGAUACAAAUUCUUAUCAAUCUUAACGGAUAUACAAAGGGUGCAAGGAAUGAAAUUUUCGCCAUGCAACCUGCUCCAAUCCAGGUUUCUUACAUGGGAUUUCCUUCAACUACUGGUGCUAGUUAUAUUGAUUAUUUGAUUACUGAUGAGUUUGUCUCUCCGUUGAAAUAUUCUCAUAUAUACUCAGAAAAGCUUGUCCACCUUCCUUACUGUUACUUCGUGAAUGAUUAUAAACAGAAAAAUCAAGAAGCUCUUGAUCCAGUUUGCCCACACAAACGAGCCGACUAUGGCCUGCCGGAGGACAGAUUUAUUUUUGCAUGCUUCAAUCAGCUGUACAAGAUGGACCCAGAUAUAUUCAACACCUGCCUAAAAGAAUAUGAAGAAAGGGCUGUAUUUUUAGCCACGAAUCCAUCAAAACUUCAAGCUCUUACAAACAGGCUCAAGGCUGUUCGGAUGACUUGUCCUUUGUUUGAUACAUCUUGA
This is a messenger RNA of Miscanthus lutarioriparius, 2433 nucleotides long. NCBI's taxonomy places the organism in Eukaryota, Viridiplantae, Streptophyta, Magnoliopsida, Poales, Poaceae. The record is from the annotation of a GenBank genome assembly.